Messenger RNA from Sphaerodactylus townsendi, 2405 nucleotides. It is a transcript of the gene CCDC136, whose product is annotated as coiled-coil domain containing 136. Bases 1 to 1113 code for a protein of 370 amino acids. The record is from RefSeq and is a predicted model, not a curated record. Gene Ontology annotation, biological process: acrosome assembly; single fertilization. Gene Ontology annotation, cellular component: acrosomal membrane. The transcript has 6 exons. Lineage: Eukaryota; Metazoa; Chordata; Lepidosauria; Squamata; Sphaerodactylidae.
AUGGCACACAUAGCGACGCUGGCAGAACCAGAUGGCUUCCGAAGCACAGGGACAACCGUGCUACACCCACUGAAGUCAAGAGGCUCGGCCGGGUCUCAGCUACAUUCUCUGAACGAUGAGUUCGACUUGCUGCAAGAAGCGAAAGACGCCGAGCUGGAUCGCCUCGAGCAGGAGCUCCAGGAAGCCAACGAGGAGAUCCACACCUUGCGCUUGGACGCCGAGGAAGCCGCUGCUUUGCAUGAGAACGAGAUCGCCGGGCUGCAGGAGGAACUCUGCCGGCUGAAGGCUGAGCUGGAGCGGGUGCAGCUCGUCCGGAAUGAGUACGACCUGGAGAUGACCUCCUUGCGGGCUGAGAUCAACAUGAAAGAACCGGGCACCGGAGACAGCCAGCAACCCCCGGAAGUGACGGUUGUGACACAUUAUGACGACCAGAGUUCCAGUUCCCAGGAUGAAAUCACCAGGCUCCAAGAUGAGCUCCAGUGCUUGCGGAAUCAGUACCAGGACCUCAGUGACGAGUACCAGAUCUUGCAGCAGAGCAACAAGAUCAUGGUCCAUCAGCUGGAGAGAAUGGAGGCCUUGCACUACAGAUCCAGAAGCAAGCUGGACGACGCGCUGUCGCUGGAGACCGACUCGGAGGAACUAGUCGAGCGCUACUACUUCAGCAGCAAGCGUACUAGCCUGGUGGGGACCGGCAGCGUCUGCUUCAAGUCGGUGGAUGUCAUCGGCUACGGCGGCAACGACUACGAGGAGGACAACCGGAUGCCGAUGCUGAUGCCGAUACUGACGGAGGAACGGAGCACAUCCGAACUGCAGCUGCAGCUGGAGAACGAGGAGCAGAAGGUGGAGGUGGUCCAGGCCCAGUGCGACAGCGCCCAGGACACGCUCCGCGAGAUGGAGAGCAAGUAUCAGGUCAGCCGCGAGGAGUGGGAACGGCUUCAAGAGGAGCUGCGGCUGUGCAAAGAGGAGAUCGAGAGGCUCAACGGCACCAUCCCUGUCGGGGGACGGGUCCCAGCCGGAGGGCUGAAGCCGAUCGCCCUCUUCGUCGUGCUGGCGGCGGGGUUGCUCCUGUACCCCUGCCUGAAGAACGGCAGCGGCACGUCGCCACCAACCUGAGAAGCGGCCUCCCCCCCACUUUGGAGAGGACCACCCGCACCACGUGUCCCAGCCCGUCAGAACCUUGCAAGCACUCCACCUGCCCCGCCCCACCCGCCCCACGGCUCCCCCGUCCUUGUAACCAAGCCAGGUCUCCUGCUAGUGCCAAGGAGGUUGGAAUCUCUGGUUCUAGCCCCCUGGGCCUUCGGAGAGACCCACCGGAUCUUGUGGGUCCCGCCAGGACAACAGUUGUGUGCAAUUUUCUUCCAUAUGUAGAAAGACAAUUCCAGCACCAGCCACACACCCCACAGGUGUACGCUGAGCCUCACAAUUCCUGAGGCUGGAUUGCCCGGAUCUUGCCUCCCCCCGCCCCAGCUUUUCGGUCACUCUAGGUCUCGGCUCAUGCCUUCUACGUGCCCUUUGGGGUCACAAGCAGCAUCCGACCCUUGGGAGGGAAGCGGGAUGAGUGUUUCGGCCCGAGGCUCUCCUAGGGGAGAGGCCGGGCCGUCCCACCAGCAAAAAGCAGGGGCGCAACCCUUGCCCGGAACCCUGUUCCUCAUUUUACUCCUUGCGCUAACCAGAGGAGGCGCCAGAGAGCAACGUCUGGUGCACGGCUGGGGGGGGGGUUUCCCCGGGGUGGGGUGGGGGGGGUGUCUUGAGGUAUGCAGAGCAAUUUCUUUGGGGCAAUACCGAAAGCCUGUUUUAACACUGUGAACGGGAACACGGGCACGCAGCCACGAUCUCCUCAGGGGCCCCGAGCCGAAUGGAUCCACCCGCCGACCGACCGGUUCUUUUCCCUCGAGAGUUUGCUCCCCUUCCGUCCGUCCCCACACAGCCUGUUGCCUGUUUCUGCUGCCUUCCGUUCCCGCAGCUCUCCGUGUCGUCCGCCCUCGUCCGCCUCCCCGGUCUUAACCGUCACACGUGGCUGUGCCCCAGCCGUGGAUCUCUCAGCUGCGCGUGGCUGCAGCACCUUCAGAACUGACGUGACUAUUUGGGGAGCCGCUGGAGAAGACGACGAGGGAAGGGCACUUGCCUGGCCGUGGUUUGCAGCGACCAAAGCCCCAAUGAGUCACGGUGGGCAGGAAGCAGCAGAGGGUGGUAGGUGGCGUGGUUCGUGGGCACGAGAUCUCUGCCCUGCAUGUUUCGGGGUGGGGGGGGGUGUCCCUCCGCACCGUCUUCCCGCCCGCCGCCACGCCUGUCGUGUCUCGCUCCCGUUUCCCGUCGAAGAAGAAGCCGAUUGCCACAAAAGCCACCGAAGACUCUCGUUCUCUUUGUUCUAUGUUGUAACUCAGUAAAAAAGAUCUUUGUAAAUA